UCCCAGACCAAGAUGCCCUCAUCGCAGGGAGAAAUCAGAGCAGGAAAUUCCUUGUGUUGUUACUUCUAAGUAUCAGAGACCACCUAACAGGUCUGCACCCCCAUUCCUUUGUCACAUUCCUAAAGAAUCCUUAAAAGGGGGAACCCCCAACCUUUCGGGCGCUCCUCUCUGUGAAGUCGCCCGCACUUUCUAAGUGCGUAACCUUUUAACCUUAAACUUUCUCUUCCCACCCUUUCAGGGCGCCUCUCCUUGCUGAGGCUGCUGCUUGCACUUCUCUAAGUAAAUAAAACUUUCACUCUGCUUCACCACUGUGUCUCUGCCCUUCAAUUCUUUGUCGCCGCAGGGACAAUGACCUAGGAAAACACACAACACUCCACCAACAAUUUGCCCAUUUACAAUUGGGUUAUUUGUCUUUUCAUUAAGUUGUGAAAGUUUCUAUGUAAUUUAGAUAAAAGGUCCUCAAGAGGUAAAUGAUUUAUAACUACUUGUGUUUGACGAUGGUAUUCGGCGGGCGCGCCUCCGCCCAGCGAACCUCGGAGCGUCUCCGCGGCAGACGCGCGCCAGACGACGCCCACGGAGGGCCGGUGACGCCCGCGAGCAAUGCGGGGCGACCCUUCCAGCCGCCGCCGCCGCCGCCGCGCGCGUUCCUGCCCGCGUCACGCCAGAGCUGGCGGGGGGCGGGACCCCGGGCGGGACUCCCGGAGCCGCCCCUCAGAGCCGGCCGGCCGCCUCGGCCCAGCGCAGCCAAGGAAGCCGCACUGGAUGGGCCGCGGCCGGAGCCAGCUGCACACGCAGGGCAGACACCGGAGAGCGCGGGCGGCGGGGGCGGCGCAGGCUGGGGGGUUCCCCGUCGCCCCCGGCGCGGCGAGGAGCCGUUUGUCGUCCCCGCGCUGCGACAGCUAUGGGGGGGCGCGGCGGGAGGUGGAGGCGCUGCGACUCCGCGCUGGGGCGGGGAGGGUGCGCUCGGCGGCGGCGCGGCUGCUCCGGCGGCGGCGCGGGAGAGCGGGCUGCCCGCACUUCGCGCCGCAGGCUCCGGACCCCAGCGGGGGGCGCGCGGCGGCAGUGUCUCCGACCCCCGACCUGACUGCGGCCCGACGCCGCGGCGCGAGUGCUUCCCACGGGCCGUUUCCAUUCCUGGCAGGGAGGGAGUGGGUGCGGCACGCCGGCCCCUCGCCGCUCGCUUUGGGCGGGGGAGGGCAGCGGGGGCUUGGGGCUACCCCGAAACCAGCCCUUGCCGGCCGUGCGGCGCGGGGGCGGGGGAAGCGGGAGGAGAGUUUUCCUCGCGCUCUGCCUGCCUGCGCGAUGACCGCCCCUCCGCCGCCAGCGCCGCGCGGUUUUCUCCAACCCCCUGCCUCGCUUGUGAUGUGGGCUAAAAGAAUAUUUUACUGUUCUUUAGGCACCGUCUCAGCCUGCUCAACCCUUAAAAUGUACAACUUCCGAGUCCUGUGAUCGGAUUAAGGAAGAGUUUCAGUUUUCACAGGCUCAAUACCACAGGUAGCGAUGUUGAUUUUAGCUGAUCGUCCUAUUGCUUAGCUCUUAUCGUACCCCACAGACACAUACAAACACCUCCCUCUUUUGGCCACCACAAAGGGAUUGUCGCUUUUCCUCGUGGGCUGAAAGGGCAAGUCAAGGCCUUUUUUCCUUAGGUGCAAAGAAAUCAAGCAUUCCUCUCUUCUCCCUUAAAUAAGAGAAAAAAAAGAGGGCACAACAAUUGCAACUGGGGAGACUUGGAAAACGCUGAGGCCAAACUUUCUAUCAUCGAUUUACUGGGGCCAGGAGGAUGGAAGGCUGGGAAGGGUCUGGGGCCUUUUGACCUCCUUGGUUCUCUAAUACUGCGGUCUUGAUUCCUUCUCACAUCUUCCUGCCGUUCACUGAAAACACCAAGAACUGAGCGAGGGCCCUGGAAAGUCGCAAGCAAGCAUUUUCAUUACUUCUGUUACGGAAAAAUGUUUUCGUGUUAGAGACGCCCAUUGGAGUCCCUUUGAAAUAUUUUUCUUUUGCUGGCUUUUUUACAACGUGUAAUUCUUUCAGAAAUGCAAGGACCAAAACAAAACACUGAAACUGAUCCACACUGUGCCCCUGGGUGCUGGUGUUCAACUUGUGUCUGUGUUGUGGAGGGAAAAAAAUAAGACCCUGAAGCUGGAAUGAGAGAAAUUUGCCAGUGAGAAAGAAGACAAAAGAUGCAGUGGCAUUAUAUCAAGAUUGGAAAAAGAAAAAACUUCACCGGCAGGGUCUUGGCAUACGAGGUGGUGAGAGUCAACCUGGUCAGGGAGCCUGUGCAGGUGGCUGAGGAAGACAGGAGGCAUGAGCUACAGCCAGGAGCAGCCAGUGCCAGGAGGGCCAAGUGUGCCAGGCAGGGCCCUGUGGGGAUACCUGCUGCCUUGUCCUGAGGACAAAUCCUGGUUUCUACACAUAUCAACUAAGGAACGUCCGAAACCUCUCCAAGCUUCAGUUUAUUUAUCUGGAAGAUGGGGAUACUUGUUAUAAGCAGAUGGAAGGCUGUGAUGCAAGCAGAGUUUUGAGUGGGCAACACAUUCCAGAUUUUCUGCUUGCUCCAAGAGGCCACAAGGAGGCAAGGCACACACACCAAGUAAAGGCCAUGUGAGGACACAACAAGAGGGUGGCACCUGUAAAACAGGAAGAGAGCUCUCACCAGGAACCUAAUCAAUAAGCACCUUGUUCUUGGACUUCCCAGGCUCUAGAACUGUAAGAAAUGAAUUUCUGCCACCCAGUCUAUGGUAUUUUAUUAUGGGCAGUGAAGCAGACAAAGACAGAUUGAGAUAGACUAAGGAGGACUAAGACAGGGCUGCCCCACCCCCUCUUUGCUUCUAUGCCUAUAACUAGACUCAAACCCAGCAGCUCCUACUGGGAGAUAUGCAGGGUAAUUCAUGAGGAGGUGCAUGCACUCCAAAAGAAUGACCUGAGUUUUCUAACUGAUACAGAAACAUGUGUUGGGCUGGAUACUAAGGGUGAGAGAUAAUGGUGAGAAGAACACAAAGUUGAAUCAGAAUGAAAGUAUUGUUGUGGCCUCACAAAAAGAGACUCCACCUUUCAUGUUGCUGCUCAGGAAGGUAGAAAGGGCUCUAAAAGCCAGGAUCCGUUAAUGACUGAAAAAUGUAACACAGGUGGCCCAGAUGAGUGAGAUGGAAAUGCCAUACCUGCCUUGGUUUUAUGUAGAUGAAGGGAUUCAAGACCCAGGGAUACUGGAAGGUUGAAGUGGACUUGUCGUGUAAGACCUAUUCAUCCAGUCUUGGAGAGUUCAAAAGACAGAGCUCUCACCGUGUGUGAGAGAUACAUUGUGAGGGGAGCCCUGGUGUCCUGGAAGAGCUCUGUGAUCUCUCUUUCCUGUAGGGCAGACCUCACAGUAAGAAUUAGGGCCAUUGACUGGAAACAUAAAUGCAAUGGGAGUAACUGGAUCCUGGGGGCAGUGGCUAAGUGAGGGCUGUCGGCACCCAAGGAAAACCAUAAUGGACAGCAGAGUGAAAGCAGCAAUCAAAAUAGUCUGAGCCGUGUAACUUAUGGUGUUGGCCGGUUGAUGAUGGCAUUGCUAGGAGUGAAAUAGACAAGAAGCCCACUCAAUUUCAACCCUCCAGUCCUAUGUCCUAACUUAGUUUGCAGGCAUCUUGAUCACCUUCCCCUCCCACAGGGUAUCACAGUGGUCCAUUUCAAUGUUGACAUAUGCCUGUAAGACCUAGUGAACAAAGAGUAGUAAUCUCUCUAGACUUACUGGUAAGGCAUUUAUGUGUUAGAGAAUGGGAAAUGACUUAUACAAAAAUUUAAGGACUUUCUACUUCAGUGAAAUUUCCAUGGGCAGAGAUGUGGGGCAGGUUGAGAUAACCCUUCUAAGGACAAAUACAUGUUCUUGGAUCUGGUCCCUCCUACAAUCAAAGAGAGGCACUACAAUUCCUGGGCAUCUUUGCAUUUUGGGAGCAACAUAUCCCAUGUUUGGACAUGUUACUCCAGCCUAUUGAGUGACAAGAAACCCUGCUAGUUUGAGUGAGGCCAGAGGAGGCGGCUGUGCAGCAGGCCCAGGCUGCUGUGUGGCUGCUCUGCCACAUGGGGCAUAAUCGGUGGUGCUUGAAGUGGCCGUGGCAGACAGGGAGGCUGCUCAGAGCCUGUGGCAGGAACCCACAGGUGAAGCACAGGCCCUUAGGAUUUCGGAGCAAGGCUCUUUUCUCAUUUUGAGAAACCAUACUGUUCUGCUUUUGGCUCUUAGUAGCUUAACCACUGCUCAUGAAGUUAUCUUGCACCUUGAGCUGCCAUAAUGAACUGGGUGCUAUCUAACUCAGCAAGCUACAAACCUCAGCAUACACAGAAACCCUCCAUCAUCAAAUGGAAGUGGAAUGUGCAUGGUGAGACUCAACCAUGCCCUGAUAGCACAAAUAAGUUACCUUAGGAAGGGAUCCAUAUGCUAUGGUCUCUGCUCCUGCUUUCUGUCUCCCAGCCUGCACCCCUGGCCUCACCGGAAGUUCUCCAGAAUACGUUGAAAGAAAAAGAGAAGACUUGGGCCCAGUUUAUAUCUGCUGCAGCAUGAUAUACAGGCACCAGCUGAAGGCAGACAGCUGUGGCAUGAAGCCUCUUUCUGGAACACCCUCAGGACUGUGGUGAAGGGAAAUCCUGCCAGUGGGCAAAACGUCAGCAGUGCCCCUGGUUGUUUACCUUGCCUGGAAGGAGAAAUGGCCAGACUUGCGAUUAUAUCCUGAUUCAUGAGCUGUGGCCAAUAUUUUGGCGGGAUGGUCCAGGCCUUGGAAUGACCUCAGUAGAAAACUGGUGACAAGGAAAUCUGUGGAGGUGUGUGGAUAAUGGGAGUGGCACCGCACACUAUUUCCCUCAUGACCCACCAGCAUUUUUUUUUUCUUCUUAUUCCAAAACUUUAUGCUGUGCCUGCCUGGAGGUCUUAGUUGCUCAGGGAGGAUGCUUCCACCAGGAGACAUAACAAUGAUUUCAUUUAUGUGGAAGGUGAGACAACCAUUCACCACUUUGGGCUCCUCAUGCCUCUGACCCAGAAGGGAGGGAGUUACGGUGCUGGUGGGGCAGGUGGAUCCUCAAUGCCAGGGGGAGUUGGGCUGCUACUCCACGAGCAAGGUGAGGAAGAGGAGGUCUGCAAUACAGGAGAUCCCUAGGGUGUCUUGUGAUGAAGGUCAGUGGUAGAAUUACGAUGACCCAGUCUGGGCAGGGCUGGUAUUGGUCUAGCUCUUGAGGAGCAAACCUGCAGACACAACCCCAGGGAAAGACAACCAGAAGCUGACUCUUUAGGGCAUAGGUAGCCUUGGUCAGAAAGUCUUUUAUUUAGUGUCAUUUAGGACUUCUCUUUUUCUUGAUGAAAUCUGAAGAAGGGGGACUGCUGUACUUUCUGAGACUCCCUCUAUCAUGGGGUGGAUGGCUACAUAGAAACCUCACCACCUGGAAUCCACAGUAUGAGAAGCUGCCAAGAUUGUUAGGGCAGUGCAGAAGGAAGGAAGCACAAGUUUACAUAUUACCCGCAUGGAUUCAUGCUCCAGUGGAUGUCAGCUCCCCCUCUCAGGGGACGGACCAGUAUUUUGUGCAUCACCAAUUCGUAAGCACAGGGCCUGAUAUGAAAGAGAUUCAAUAAUCUACAGAUACCUUGGGAGGAACAGAGAGGAGAUCAUCUACAAAGGGAGAACUGAAACCACCCUCCCCGCACUCCUGCAGAUUGGGCCAUGAGCUGAGAGUAAGGACAAGGACAGCCACUCACAUCACACUGAGCAUGGGCCUGGCAUCCAGGGCAGGGUCAUGAGAACGAGGCCUAAACUCUUCAAGGCCCUCGUCUCACACCUAUCAUGUUUCCCCAGAUGGAAUCAGAGGCAUAUUCAAUGAUGCUAAUACCCCUCUCAGAGGAUUUCAAAUCUACGCAUGGUUCCAACUGAAUCCCUGGUGGCAGGAGCUUCCUAGGACAAUGAGGUGAAAAAUGGGAGCAAUCUGGCAGAAGACCAUGCUGAGUGGGAGAGAUGCAUGUUUCCAUGGUUUUAUAGUGAUUGGAAGCUAUUUCCUUGAAUUAAUUCACAAACUUUCCUAAUGCCUCACAAUAGAUCCUAGAUGAAUGGUAAGAGUAAUCAUCAAGAUCUACAGACAGUAUCUCAAUGGCAGCAGCAGUCAUUACCUUGUUAGCUCACAUUUGGAUGGAAUGCCAUUGCUCAGGGGAAUGGCCAUGUGUGAGGGAGAAAUCCUGGAGAUGUCUGCUUCUCUCACAACUGGUUUUGACUCACUUAAUUUGUAACACAGCCUUAUGAAGUCAUUGAAAUUAUCUGCAUUUCUAGUGAGUGAAGCCAAUUGUUGGAGGGGGUAAGAUAAUUGCUCGAAGUUAAUGUUCACCAAAGGAUGACAUUGGAGGGUCUACAUGUCCAAGCCAGUGCAGUUUGGUAGUCAAAUGAUGAAGUCAACAGGUAAGAAAAUUAUUGUUUUUCUUGAUUUGUCAUUUUUCCACUGAGCACUUUAAUGCAGACAUGGCAGUACAAUAGAAAGUCUUUACUACAAAAACUUUGAGAUAUUCUAUAAUUCUGGUUAUCAAAAUUUAGUAUUCCUAUAAAACAUGGUUAUUUCAAUAGCUUUCUUUCCUCUCAAUCAAAAUGAUAAAGAGAAAGAAGAGAAAGGAUAAAUGAUUUUCAUGCAUCUCCAAUCCAAUAGGAAAACCAGGAGGAUAAAACAGAAAGAAAGUCCAGACAAGACCCAGUUUCCUCCCCUUUCAUCAACUGGGAAAAAGGAUGAAACAAUCCAUUCUGAGGGGGCAACUCCAGGAAAGUUUGUGGCCUGUCGGGUGCAAUGUCUGGAUCUUCAGAUUGCUCAACAGGGUUAAAUGCAGCAGUAUUAUGCCAACCGAUUUUUUUUUGCUGCUACCCUUGUCAUAAAUGUAAAAUACCCAAAAUAUAUUAAAGAACUCUUACAACUGAACACUAAGAGGACAAUGAAAAUGGGCAAAUGAUUUGAGUAGGCAUUUCUCCAAAGAAUAUAUAUACACAUAGCUGAGAAGCACAUCAAAAUAUAUUCAACAUCACCAUUCCUUAGGGACAUUGAAAUCAAAACCAUAGUGAGAUGUCACCUCUGCCUAUUGGCAUGUACAGAACUUUAAGUGAUCAAUAAAUGUAUUAGUGAGGAUGUAGAGAAAUCUGAACCUUCAUAUGUUGCUGGUGGGAAGGUCAAAUGGUAGUAGUCACUGGAAAAGUCUGGUAUUUCCUCAAACAUGUAUGAAUACCAAUUUCUACCCAAGAGAAAUGAAAACAUACAUUCCUGCAAAAAACUUGUGCAAAAAUGUUCAUACCAGCAUUAUUCAUAAUAGCCAACAGAGUGAAAGCAAGAAACAUCUUUCAAUUGAUGAAUGAAUUUAGAAAAGGGUAUAUUAUUGUUGAAAUAGUGCUCAGCUAUAAAGAGGAAUGAAUUUCUGGUACAGGCUGUAAUAUGAGUCAACCCUGAAGACAUCACACUGAGUGAGAGAAGCCAGGUGCAUAAGGUCACAUAUUUUAUGAUUCCAUUUAUAUGACAUGUCCAGAAUAGACAAAUCCAUAAAGACAGAAACUAGAUUAUGGGAAUAAUGGGUAAUGAGUAAGAAAUAAUUAUGAUUAACUGGGAACUAAUAAGCAUAAGGUUUCUUUUUGGUGUUCUGGAAUUAGACAGUGGUAAUGCUUUCAGAACAUAGUGACUAUGGUAAAUACUCAUAAAUGAUAAAGUAUAUUUCAAUAAAAAUAACACUAUCUAUAAAAAAAUAAAUGGGGCAUAAGGGAAAAUAAGCCCCUGUAUCAUGCUCAAGACAUUUGGCUUGCAUAUAUGUCCCUAGGGGUUUUUUCCAAGGAAACACAUCUCCAUUGGUGAGUACCUGGCAUUCCUGGAAAUAUAAGAAUUAUUAGAAAGUGUUCUUGCAGUAAUGAUGAUGGCGAUACUAACAGCUAAAUAACAUGUCAGUGCCAGGUGCUUCCCAGAGUAUGCCACACCUGCUCCUUCACUCACUCUCCACAACACCCCUAUGACCGUGGUUCUCACACUUGCAUUAGAAUAACCUGCAGGGCUUGUGAAGAAACUGUUGACCUCCAUCUCCCAAGUUUAUGAUUCUGAGUCUGGGAUGGGGUUCAGGAACUUGUUUUUUCUAACAAGUUCUCAAGCAUUGUUGAUGCUCCUGGUCAGGGUACCCACUUUGAGAGCCACUGCCCUAGAUCAUGGGUGUUGCGGUAUGUCCCAUUUUACAGGUAUGCCAUACCCCAUGGCAGUGGGUAUACAAGAUCAAGGGUGGUGCCAGGUUCCUCUCUAAAGUGAAGACAUGACAUAAAUGUGGGUCAGGCCAGCAGGACUUAGAAAAGGAAGCUGAUCUCUGGGGACUCUGCCCUCGUCCCUCCCCAGCCACUUUCACUUACUUGGCUAACUGAACUCUGGCUGCCAGAGGGACCAGGAGAAGUGAAAUGUGGACCCUGAGGCCACUGUGAGAUAAAGAAGAGACUCUCCCCGGGGCCAGGCUCUCCACUUCAAUGUCUGCUCACCUGAUGUCUUGUUCAAUGAAGAUAUGUGAGUUACAGGGAAGGUAAAAUAUGCUGCCUGCACUGGGUGGUCCUCCACACCUUCCUGCCCCAGGAGGGUGUUUUCCCCAUGCCCCUGGGUCUUUCCCUGCUUGAUAAUUUCUCAGAAACAAAAACUCUGCUCCUUUCCCUGUGAUCAUUAAAAGUAAGAUUGUAAACCUAGCUCUAAUGACAAUGUGUAAAUGCUAACUUCAGAUAGUAACAACGAGGUUCGUUUAUUCACCAGUUCUAAAGACACACAUAAAUUCUUUAAAAUUUUUGAGAACACAAAAAAGAAAGAGAACUGUAUAAUCAAGCAUCCUAGAUUCCCCAUUAAAAAAAAAUAAAAAGAACAAAUCAAGGAAAACUUCUCCACAUACAGUUUGGAAAUUUUACUGAGUUAGUAACUCCACUCCAGUGAUUUAUGUUUGCUAUGUCCCAUGACCUGUGUCUUCUCCCUUCUCACCCUCUGAAUAAGGAAUCUAGUCUUUCUCUGGGAUCACUGCUGUUGAACAGAGCCAGAUCAAGUGGUAUGUAAGAAGGAGUUCAGUAGACAACACAUUCUGACCAAAGGAAGCAAGUAAAACAACCAUGUCUUUUAAAUGCAUUUUUCUAUGAGCAGCAUCCAGUGUCCUGAUGUGUCCUCCUACAUAGGCAGAGAAGUGAGGCUGAUAGCUAAAUGCGCAGGUCAGAUUUGCAGAGGAGAUGCUCUGGUCUCCAAAGAGAGGUUAUGGAUUAUAGACUCAGGGAUGGGAAGGAGGAAGGUGGGGAGAAGGCCACAAGGGCCUCUCCCUGUACCUACUGCUGCAGGAUGCUUGCCAUAACUUAUUGACUUUUAUCAGUGAGCUUCAGGGCCCAUUUUCUGUAAAAUCAGGAUGACUGCAGUCAUCUUGUUCCUGGGCAGUGGACUGUGGAAUCCUUCCUUUCUUGUCUCCAAUGGAAAAAUUCAGUGGAGAGACAAGAUGGAGAAUUAAAGCCGCAGGGGAGUUUUAUUUAGCCAAAGCAAAAGGAAAGUAAGCUCCAGAGACAGAGAAGCGGGCUUACCCGAGGGUGGAUAGCCACUCCCUGGGUUUUACACUGUUUUUUAUGGGAGGUUAUUUGGAUUCCUCCCUCCCAUUUUGUCAUUCUCAUACUAUCUUUCAGAUUGUCUCAUUCCUCCCCUUCAGCCUCUAUGCAAGUUUGGUUUCCGCAUUCUCCUGAUUGUCCUAGAGAAACCCAUGGUGGGGCCAGAACCAUGAUGUACAUGAUGUAAUAGUGACAUCAUGAUGGCCUAAUGCCAUUAAUGACUAGGCCAUCCUUAAGUGCAUGGGCUGUAAAAUCAGGAAGAUCCCUGUAACUCUUUUCUCUUGCUUAUCAGUUUGUGCUGAACUGCAAAAGCGGUCUGUCUAAGCGAGACAGGGCGGUCACAGUAGGGAAUGCAGUUGGAGGCUGCCUGCAGUCCUCUUCUCCCCUCCUGCCCAUGUCUAUCUAACCACCUACUCUAACAAUCUUAGACUUUAAAAUAGUUCCCUCACCUGAGAAAACUGUUGGGAAAG
This is a messenger RNA of Manis javanica (Malayan pangolin), 10033 nucleotides long. Lineage: Eukaryota; Metazoa; Chordata; Mammalia; Pholidota; Manidae. The record is from RefSeq and is a predicted model, not a curated record.